Messenger RNA from Gadus chalcogrammus (walleye pollock), 6686 nucleotides. RefSeq names its product protein phosphatase 1 regulatory subunit 9A-like A (gene ppp1r9ala). Gene Ontology annotation, molecular function: actin filament binding. The transcript has 20 exons. Lineage: Eukaryota; Metazoa; Chordata; Actinopteri; Gadiformes; Gadidae. Gene Ontology annotation, biological process: calcium-mediated signaling; neuron projection development; actin filament organization. Gene Ontology annotation, cellular component: actin cytoskeleton; cytoplasm; postsynaptic density. The record is from RefSeq and is a predicted model, not a curated record. The coding region runs from base 588 to 4949 and encodes 1453 amino acids.
CACACAGCCGCAGCUGACUCGCCCAUCGCAAAGAAUUAAACUGUCAAUAUUGACCGUGUGCAACGGUUAACAAUCUGCGAAGCAGUCAGUGCCUUCAUGUACCUUCAGUAAAUCAACUCCUAAAAGGAUACUCGGAACAUGUUGUUAACGGGGGCGGGGGGUCAAUAACACAGCCCUGGAAUGUGUGCGCGUCCCCGACAUGUCGGAUCCCGUGGGGGCGCGCCCGGCCAUGAGUGCGCACGCAUCGCGACAGGUCUACUCUGCUGAGUACAAGGAGGAGGCAGGGAAGCGUUGGAGUCGGGAAUGAUGGCGGUGAAGAAGAAGGGACAACUUUUGUAGUGUACAUUGGACGCCAAAAAGGACAAUCGUUCGGUGCCCAGCACGAUGAAACCAAUGGGAGGUGAGAUGCUGGACAGUGUUGAGACAACGCUCCGACGAGGCUACGCCGGACCCGGUUGCGCAUAAAGGAGGGAAAGAUCUUUACCAACCAAUCGGGGAAUACCAACCUCACUUUAACCAAAACCGCGGUUUCAUUUUCACCGCGGGCACAUCAUCUCUGAUUGGACUGCGAACUACAUCUGAGGAAAAUGCUGAAAGCCGAGAGUAAAGGGGACAGGACGCUGCGGAGCGCGUCGCCCCAUAGAAACGCAUACAAGUCGGACUUCCAUGCCAUAAAAUGCAAUUUCGAUGGGACAAAAUCGGAUGGCGCUACUAAGUCAUAUGCAAAUGGCUCAAGUGAUACCAGGGAGGACUCGAGGGGGAGGCCCUUCGGCAAUCGGGUGAACAAGAUCAAGAACAUAUUCCUGCAGAUGGAUGGCCAACAAGAGCCUCAAGAAGUAGCCAAGACAUCGUUAAAAACGGAGAUUCCACUGUCUCCCAUAGCCCCAACUAAAGUGCAGUUUCCUGUGGGCACACAAAAAACUAAUUUCAGCAACGCGACCAGCCCAGAGCCAUCACACAGUUUAGAUAAACCCCCCAAAGGAGAAGAUGUGGAGAUUGACAAAGUGGCUCUGGCGCAGAAGUUCUCCUCCACCAGAAAGCUCUUUGAAAGAGGAAUCAAAGACCCGCCCGCCUCCGACAAGGCCACCACCCGGACCGUGACCCGAGUGUCCCUGGGCAGCGCGCCCGACGAUGGAAAGGCUUCAAGGAGAGUCUCGGAGAGCAGCCUCAGACCAGAGCAGACCUCCACGCCGGCGAGCAAACACCAACCAGACGAGAAGGUGGACGCGGAGGGGAAGGGGAAGCCCGCGUCCCGGGCCUCGCUGAACGCCGGCCCCAUCUCCCGACGCUUGGACAGCUACACGGGCAGCAGCGACGGCGACGACCCCACUAGAGCUGGCACCAAAGCCAGCACGGCGGCGGCGGCAGCGCCGCCCCCCGCUGGGAAAGAGCCAACCAGCACCAACUCUCCGCCAGCCGGCGACACCCACAACAAGUGCACAUCCCCGAGUGCCAACGUGGCGACCAAAGUCACGUCCCCAGUGGUCACGGCGACCCUCAAAACAACGUUAACGUCCACAACCGCAGCCAGCAGACCCAGCUCUGUGACGACAGAGUCCACGCAUAAGCCCGCCCCCCCCGAGCAGACCCCGCCCCCCGGGUCAGGCUACAAGCCGUCCUCCAGGGAGGGCGUCGGAUCCCCCCCUGCUAGGGGGGACGUCCUCCUAGGCCGGACCUCCAGAGACCAGAAGCAGAACUCUGCGCCGUCGGCCGCCAUCAGCUCCCAAGGCACCGUCACCAAGCGGUCGGACGGCGGGGUCGGGGGUGGACCCGGAGGUCUGAGCCCCCCCAGGGACAAGCCCUCCGGUGCCGCACCCCUGCCGGGGUCCCGGGGCGUGGUGCGGGCGGAGCUGGUGGUGGUCCAGAACGAGUCGUCUGACAGUGAAGGAAACGAGGAUGAAGAUAGCGUGUUUGAGGAGGGGAAAGCGCCGCAGGGCCCGAGAGGCACCGCCGCCGCCAACGCCGUCACUCACUCGGCGUCGGCGGAUCGCCUCGGCCGCGGCCCCGGGGGGUCCGGCGGCGGGGUGAGGGAGGGGGGGAGGGAGCUCCGACCCUCUCUGGAGGAAGCGGAUAUCAGGAGAGCGUCGGCGGAGGAGGUGCAGGGGAAGAAGGUUUCAGAGGAGCGGAGGGGAGAGGCUUCGAGGCGGAGGGCGGAAGAGGAAGGCGAACAGGAAGAGGAAGUUGCGGAGGAGGAGGAGGAGGAAGAGGAGGGGGGGGGUGAGGAAGAGGGCGAACAGGAAGAGCAAGGGGGACAGCGGGACGAGGGCCGGGUCUCCCCCGGGGUGUACGGGAUCGAGAACGCGGCGUUUGACGACGACAGGGACGUAGACCAAGUCCUCAGGGAAGACCCAGAGGAGGAAGAGGAGGAUGAGGAAGAGUACAGAGGAGACGGACAUCCGGGGGAAUAUGAGGAUUACUAUGAAGAGGCUCCUGGGCUGUCGGACGAGGACGAACCACCGCUGCGGAGGAAGAUCCAGUUCUCCACCAAUCCCAUACUGGUCUUCAACACUUACUCCAACGAGGAUUACGACCGGCGUAACGACGACGUGGACCCGGUGGCCGCCUCUGCCGAGUACGAGUUGGAGAAGAGGGUGGAGAAGAUGGAUGUCUUCCCCGUGGAGAUCGAGAAGGGGGAGAACGGGCUGGGCAUCAGCAUCAUAGGCAUGGGUGUUGGAGCCGACCAGGGCCUGGAGAAGCUGGGCAUCUUCGUGAAGACCAUCACAGAGCAGGGAGCGGCCGAACGGGACGGCAGGAUCCAAGUGAACGACCAGAUAGUGGAGGUGGACGGCACCAGUCUGGUGGGGGUCACUCAGCUCUUUGCGGCCACGGUCCUCAAGAACACGCAAGGCACCGUAGGGUUCCUGAUAGGCCGGGAGAAGGCGGGAACGCAGAGCGAGGUGGCCCGCCUGAUCAGCGAGACCCUCGAGCAGGAGAAGCAUCAGCUGCACCAACAGCAUCUGGAGGACACCUAUGAGCAGUCCACAGAGGAGGAAGAGCACUACGAGGAGGAAGACCCCAUAGAGGAGCAGGAGGAGGAGGAGGAGGAGGAGGAGAUCCUGGGCUCCAGCUUCUGCGUCGGAAGGAAUGAGGAGUUGCUGGAGCUUCCCGAUAGCGAGGCGUCGUUCCUGCCCGGCAACAUGGACUCCUCUCAGCUGGCCUUUAGGUUCAAGGAGCUCCAACUCAAACAUGGCAUGGUGAUGACUGAAGUAAACCAACUCAAAGAGCAGCUGAGCGAGUUCGAGGAGGACCGAUCGCUGUCGAGCGAGCGAGAGGCGGCGCUGGUGCUGAAGAUCGAGCAGAACAAUGAGAAGAUCCUGCAGCUGGAGGGCUACUGGCUGGAGGCCCAGGGCCUGUGCAAGACGGUCAACGAGCAUCUGGCCGACAGCCAGAGCCAGCACGACGCCCUGGACAAGAAGUACAACAAGGCCAAGAAGCUGCUCAAGGACUACCAGCAGAAGGAGAUCGACUUUGUGAAGAAGGAGGAAGAGAUGAAGAAGGCUCUGGAGGAGAAGGACGCGUGGUACAGAGAGCAGAUGGAGAGCCUUCAGGAGAGGCUCGCGGCGCUGGAGGCCAAAGGGAAGCCGGCAGACCCUGCGGAGGCCCGGCGGAGCGCGGAGCUGGCAGGAGAGCCAAGCCGAGGUACCGCCACCAGCUCGCAAUCUGUCCACUCGCUAGAGACGGACUGGACCGAGGUGGUCCCGGAGACGGAGCUGCUGGACACCAGCGCGCAGCGCGCCCGCGGCCUGCUGGCCCAGAAGGCCAAGCGGCAGCCGCCGACGCGCUGCAGGCUGAAGGAGAGCCUGGCUGCGACGUCGCCACGCUCGCCGGACAGCGAGGAAGACGAGCAGCAGGAGGAGGAGGAGGAGGAGAGGGGGGAGGAGGAGGAGGAGGAGGAGGAGGAGGAGCAGCCCCCAAGGAGGAGGCGGUCCAUACAGGAGAGCCUGUCGCUGCCCGUGCCCGUGGGUCAGCCCGGCAACGGGCAGAGGGAGGAGUCGGCGGACCGUGGCAAGGCGGAGCUCUCCAGUAGCCCCUCCCACAGGGACAGCAUGGAGAGCGGGGGCAGUCCAUCUCUGUCGCCCCCCUCGCCGCACUCCCCCUCUGGGUUCCCGCGCAACGCCAAGAAGCGGGAGUCCAAAGGCAAGGGCAAGGAGGUCAAAGAAGAUUUGAACGAGAGCUCUGCAGCAGCCAAGCCAAAGAGACGGUUUCCUGACUUUGGGGGCUUGCGGAAGUCUGGGGGGAAGGGGAAGAAACACGACAAGGAGGCUAUGAGAGCGUCUAUGGGGAGCAGGGGUUCGGCGGACCUCCUGGAGCAGUCCGGGGGGACCAUCUCCCCGGCCGAGUCCAUGUCGUCCAUCCCCACCUGCAUGCCCUUCAACUGGUUCGGGGACAAGGAGCGGGACAAGGAGCCGUCGUCGUCCAGCAGCAGCCUGCCCUACACCGCCACCGAGACCAGCAGCGAGCAGAGCCAGGAGCGCCGGAACAAGAGUGUGUCAGUCGUAGACGACUGUAGCCCGGGCAGCCCUAGCUCUGAGCUCUCGGGGCUGGUGGCUGAGCCCAAUCUGUCCGGCCGCUCACACACCCUAAUCUUCUCGUCCACCGAGACACUGGACGACGAACCGGUGUCAACAGGAAAGGAGUAUCAAUGGCAGAACCGCCCUGUUCCUGAAUGGACCAAUCAGCAAGUCUGUCACUGGCUGAUGGGCAUGAACAUGGACCAAUACACUCCCGAGUUCACAGCCAAGGCCGUGGACGGCCAGCAGCUCAUGCAGAUGGACAGCGACAAGUUGAAGGCGCUGGGCGUGAGCAGCCAGAGCGACCGGGCGACCAUCAAGAAGAAGGUGAAGGACAUGCGCAAGGCCCAGGAGAAGCUGGAGAAGCAGAGGGAGAAGCGGGAGAAGGAGGCGCGACGCAGCGGAAAACUACCGGCCAGUACGGACUCUGUGUGCUGAGGUACGCUGGCGGUGCGUCCCCCCCCCCUCUCCAAGGCCCUGCUCGCAGGGCAGAACGUUCACUACAAGGACCCCCCCGCCCCUCACAUACUGUAUAUCUGCCAUCUCCCCUCCCUCUUCUAAUGUAACACGACCAUGCCACUAAUGACCGCGGGCAAACACGUCCGCUCUUGAAUUGCACCCUUGUAUUUUAUUUUCCAAGUGCCAGUCAUGAUUUUAUCUCUGUGCUGCGGUCUUGGUCCUUAUUUCGCUGUUUUGGCGUUUUAAUGCGUGUCCUCUAAUGCAACCCCCCUUUCUCGCGGACCCCCUCGAAUCAAACCAUUUCAACUGUGAGAUAGGGGCAUAGAAAAAUAAACACAUUGUUAAUUUGUGACAGAAAGUAAGCCCCUAUGUUAUUUGACCACUAAAUAUCGAGAUGAUAUCGUUCUGAUUCAAAGUCACGUUGUGCUUUUGCCGAUAAUCGGCAGGUUUCACCACGAAAUGUAAUCUGUAUUUAAAGGUUGGGUGUGGGAUUUGCGAAACGCCGAUACACAACUCAAAUGGUCCACCCCCUCUCCUUCAACGGUGACUCUGACUCCACCCAUUCCAAGUACAUGGACGCGCAAUCAUGCACGAGCAAACACAGAUGCGCGAGAGCGAGCCAUUAGCUAGCUCCAGUAGCUACCGCAGGAUAACAACAAACAGAAGCUUGCUCUGGGUCACGAGCUUUGAGUACGUGUCCGAAGGGGUCGAGCGGGGGAGGGGGAGUGCAGUACGACCGUUUGAUUGACGUACUUACUACUUACUGUCCAAUGACACUCGGUGGGUCUGGAAAUCAUUGGCUGGAGUUUUUCGAGCCCUUCCCGUUCCACAGAUGAUUGACUUGUUUAAUUUUCAUGCCAGUACUUCUAACUAAGUGGCUGUAAGUGGGUUAUGAUAAGGAUUUCAAGUAAUUUUGCAAAAAAGGCCAAAAAAAGAGAAUUCCAUACCCAACCUUUAAAACAAAAACACUUUCGCUGGUCCCCUGCAGCCUUUUGCUGUACAGGUGAUCUCAAAGCACUAUAAAAAAGGUCUUUAACGCUUCAAAGGUUGACAAUGUUAAGUGUAGUAUAAAAAAGUUUUAUACAUCUGCCUAUUAACUGCAUUUACUUCUUAUUUUAAAACAAUGAAAAUCAGACCACCGUAACAUUUUAUACUAUACACAUUUUUUUCUACUAAGUAGAAUAGCGACAUCUUAUUUGCUGAAUAAGAUACGCAAAGGCGACUUGUUUUGAAUCCGGGGCAGAGCUGCUGUUUCUACUGCUAUUCCAAUCGUGCCUGAGUGGGCGGAGCCCUGAUCUGUCGUCCAAUCAGAACAGGGCCCCGUUACUGUAAUGAUUCCAGUGAUGUUACAGUCAUUCUAAAUCUCGUCUGUCUUGGCUCACCCAACGGGUGCCUACUAAACACAACUCUGGUUUGAAUAUGGUUCCACGUGACUAUGAAUGUUGUGAGUGUGCGGGUGUUGUGUGUCUGUGUGCGUUCCCGGGCCCACUGAAAUACUUUACCGUGGUGUUGCCAUUCAAGCUGUUGUUAACUGUUUUGUAUAUUUUAUAGAGUCAAAAGAUAAAAUGUUGCACUGCGAGAAUGUUGUCCACUUCCCCCGUGAAGCCUUGGUACAUACUGUAAAGCGGCAUCAAUAAACUCAUUUUCACCUCAUGUGCUGUGGAUGUUUCUUACUGUACUGGACUCUUGGCUGCAUACGAAUAUUCAUUCCAUGAU